AUGCCGGACCCUCGAGUGAAUGCGCAGGAGGGCAGGGAAGGAGCCAGCCCGCCCGGCUGGGCUGCUGCCGCCACCAGUACAUGGCGGUGUGGACGGGGCGGUCUGAUUGCUCUCCUUUUGCUGCUGCUGGUGUUCACCGUAGCUUUGUAUGCCCAGCGUCGUUGGUAUAAGCAACGCAGGAUUCCACAGAAGAGCGCCAGCACGGAGGCCACCCAUGAGAUUCAUUAUAUCCCAUCGGUGCUGCUGGGCCCCCAAGGGAGAGAGAGCUUCCGGAACUCACGCUUGCAGGCCCACAACUCAGUCAUUGGCAUGCCCAUACGUGAGACCCCUAUCCUGGAUGACUAUGACUAUGAGGAGGAAGAGAACCCUCUGCGACCUGAGCAUGGCUGCAGGGAGGACGAGUUUGGCGGCUCGGUGACACGGCCCUUGGACAGCCUGGGCAGGAAUGAGGAGAAGCCCGACUAUGAGAAGACAGCUGCAGAGGUGACUCAAGAAACGGUAGAGUCCUUAAUGCAAAAGUUCAAGGAGAGUUUUCGAACCAACACACCUAUUGAGAUAGGUCAGCUCCAGCCAGCACUACGCAGCGCAUCUGUUGGACGACGGAAACGGAGGAACCGACCUCGAGGUGGGAUUGGGUUUGGACGUGCCAAAGGCAACUCUGGUUCAGAAGCAGAUGAUGAAACUCAGUUGACCUUCUACACCGAGCAGUACAGGAGCCGUCGACGUAGCAAAGGUUCCCUCAAGAGUCCCAUGAACAAGACAGCGCUGACAUUAAUUGCAGUGAGCUCCUGCAUCCUGGCUAUGGUGUGUGGCACUCAACUGUCCUGCCCACUGACGGUCAAGGUGACUCUACACGUUCCUGAACAUUUCAUUGCAGAUGGAAGCAGUUUUGUCGUGAGUGAGGGAAGCUAUUUGGACAUCUCUGAUUGGCUGAACCCAGCAAAGCUGUCCCUUUAUUACCAAAUCAAUGCCACAUCUCCCUGGGUGAGAGAUCUCUGUGGGCAGAGGACUACAGAUGCUUGUGAACAGCUGUGUGAUCAGGAUACCGGCGAGUGCAGCUGUCAUGAAGGCUAUGCCCCUGACCCUGUGCAUCGACACCUGUGUGUGCGCAAUGACUGGGGACACAGUGAAGGGCCUUGGCCCUACACAACCCUCGAAAGAGGCUAUGACUUAGUUACCGGAGAACAAGCUCCUGAGAAGAUACUCAGGUCCACCUACAGCCUGGGUCAAGGCCUCUGGCUUCCUGUGAGCAAGAGCUUUGUUGUUCCUCCUGUGGAGCUUUCGAUAAACCCCCUUGCCAGCUGCAAAACAGAUGUCCUGGUGACAGAAGACCCAGCAGAUGUCAGGGAAGAAGCGAUGCUGUCCACCUACUUUGAAACCAUCAAUGAUCUGCUCUCGUCUUUCGGGCCAGUCCGAGACUGCUCGCGAAACAAUGGUGGCUGCACCCGCAACUUCAAGUGUGUGUCGGACCGUCAAGUGGACUCAACAGGUUGUGUGUGCCCCGAGGAGCUGAGGCCCAUGAAGGAUGGUACUGGCUGCUAUGACUACUCCAAAGGAAUCGAUUGUUCUGAUGGCUUCAAUGGUGGUUGUGAACAGCUGUGUCUCCAGCAGACUCUUCCUCUCCCAUCGGACCCACUGUCCAGCACCAUCUACAUGUUCUGUGGCUGUGUUGAGGAAUACAAGCUGGCUCCAGAUGGCAAAUCCUGCCUCAUGUUAUCAGACAUCUGUGAGGGCCCCAAGUGCCUCAAACCAGAUACAAAAUUCAACGACACUCUCUUUGGGGAAAUGCUGCACGGCUACAACAACAGAACCCAACAUGUCAACCAAGGGCAGGUUUUCCAGAUGACAUUCAGGGAGAAUAAUUUCAUCAAGGACUUUCCCCAGCUGGCUGAUGCGUUGAUGGUGAUCCCCCUGCCAGUGGAAGAGCAAUGUCGCGGUGUGCUCUCUGAGCCUCUGCCGAACCUUCAGCUGCUCACUGGUGACAUUCGGUACGACGAAGCCAUGGGUUACCCCAUGGUGCAGCAUUGGAGGGUCCGGAGCAACCUGUACAAAGUGAAGCUCAGUACCAUCGCCCUCUCGGCAGGAUUUGCGAACGCCCUGAAGAUCCUGAACAAGGACAGCAGCCGGGAGGAGUUGCUGUCCUUCAUCCAGCAGUAUGGCUCCCACUACAUAGCAGAGGCCCUGUACGGCUCUGAAUUCAGCUGUGUCAUCCACUUUCCAAGCAAGAGGAUGACGCUGCAGCUGCCGAUACAGCAGCAACAGGAAACGACUGAACUUGGCAACAAGAAGGAGCUGAAGUCCAUGCCAUUCAUCACUUACCUGUCGGGCCUGCUGUCUGCCCAGAUGCUGUCAGAUGAUCAACUGAUCAUGGGCGUGGACAUCCGCUGUGAAGAAAAAGGGCGCUGCCCCUCCACAUGCCACUUGUGCCGGCGCCCAGGCAAAGAGCAGCUCAGUCCGAUGCCCGUGCUCCUGGAGAUUAACCGUGUGGUCCCCCUCUACACAUUGAUCCAGGACAACGAAACCAGGGAGGCUUUCAAGGGGGCUCUGAUGAGCUCGUACUGGUGCUCAGGGAAAGGAGAUGUGAUCGAGGACUGGUGCCGAUGCGACUUGAACGCCUUCGAUGAGAACGGCCUCCCCAACUGCAGCCCCCUCCACCAGCCUGUAUUGCGACUGUCCCCAAACGUGGAACCUUCUAGUACUGUCGUCUCUUUGGAGUGGUUGGAUGUUCAGCCUGCCAUUGGAACCAAAGUCUCAGACUACAUCCUCCAUCAUAAGAAGGUUGAUGAGUACACCAACACCGAUCUCUACACAGCUUUCUGCAACUGCGUGCUGCCAGCUGUGGAGAUCCAACGCUGUACGUGCCACUAG
Messenger RNA from Gekko japonicus, 2868 nucleotides. RefSeq names its product astrotactin-2-like. Gene Ontology annotation, biological process: neuron cell-cell adhesion; neuron migration. The record is from RefSeq and is a predicted model, not a curated record. The coding region runs from base 1 to 2868 and encodes 955 amino acids. NCBI's taxonomy places the organism in Eukaryota, Metazoa, Chordata, Lepidosauria, Squamata, Gekkonidae. The transcript has 20 exons.